ACGGACUCGGCAGUCGAGCGCUUACAGAGUGUGGUUCCGGUGGGGUCGAUCACCAACGGUGUGUUCGUGCCUUUACGUUACUAUCGAACUAUACUCGCGAGUGUAACGAACGUUUGAGAAGACGUUUCGCGCCAAAAACGUAUUCCAAAGUUUAAAAUUUGUUUUGCAAAUGUCUAUGCGAUUUUUAAUAAAAUUAUGUAAAUAAUGUUUAUAAGUUAUUAGUAUUUUUGUUAACAGCCUAUUGAUAAAAAGUAUGUGUUUUAAUAUUUUAUUGUAUCAAUAAAAUGUGAUAUUCGGUUUUAUGAUUAAAAACAAACAUUGCUUGUUGUGUUCAGUGAACUACAUUUAAAAACAAUUAAAAAUGGAGUUAAAAUGGGACUGUCUUCUACACGUUUUAGUGAUUUUAUUUUCAACGAAAAAAAUCCAUGCCGUUCAGAGGUUUGUCGAGAUGCCAUCGUAUACGGAGGUGAAUCCAGGGGAGGACGCCUUACUCAAGUGUCGGAUAUCAGAGAAGAGAGGUGUUUGUUCCUGGCAAAAAGAUAAUAAGCCCGUAGGCAUCUACCGUGGUAAAUAUGAGUGGGCAAACGAGAACAGUCCCGUUGGAGGAGACUGCUCACUUUGGGUACGCGCUGCGACACUUCAGCUUGAUGAUGGUCAAUGGCAGUGUCAAGUUACUGCCAGUAAUUAUGACGUACAGGACGCCUUAUCAAGUCCACCAGCUCCUUUAGCAGUUCGAGUGCCUCCACAAUCUCCGAGGAUCCUAUUCAACGGCUCCCACGUGCUACCAGGCCAAAACAUCACAGUUCCAGCGGGGUCCAGAGCGACAGUCGUCUGUGAAGCCAGAUAUGGCAAUCCACCUGCAUAUAUCGAGUGGUAUUUAGAAAAAGAACGCCUGACAGCGUGGAGCCAAACCAAUGCUUCGGAAGUGGAGCGACCUCGGGUUUGGGCGGCCAGAUCCGUGUUGGAACUCGGAGCGACGCGUUCGGCUCACGGCCGGACUUUGGCUUGUAGGGCGCAUCACCCUUCUUAUCCGGCGCCGUACUACCGGGACUCCUACACGAUGCUGGAUGUCACUUAUGCUCCUGUGGUUUCCAUAAACGGCGCCGACGCGAGCACCCUGGCCAAUCUGGAGGAAGGUUCCAGUGCUCUAUCUCUGGAGUGCAGGGCCAACGGGAACCCUAGCCCUUACGUGUGGUGGACUAGGAACGGACAAGUCAUACCCACAAAUGGCCCAAAACUGAUCCUGGCUCCUAUAGUCAGGAAUCAUUCAGGUAUCUAUGGAUGCCAAGCCCGAAAUUCGGCCGGGACCUCCGACUCGGUGAAAAUUGAAAUUGAUGUCAAAUAUCCACCGAGGGUCACUUGGGUCGGGCCGGACACAGUGGUGGAAGCCAAUCUCUUCUCGCAAAUUACUUUGGAGUGCAAGGCUGAGGGGAACCCGCCUCCUUCCUACCAGUGGUACCACAGCCCGGGGGGCGCCGCCCGCAUCAACGACGCGCAGGAGGAGGGCGUCCCCGUGUCCUCCACGCCGCAGCUGCAGCUGCACAACGUGUCGUACGCGCAGCACGGCCGCUACACCUGCGUCGCCUCCAACCGCAUCGGCCUUCAGGACAGGAGUCACCAGUCGGAGGCGAUCCGCGUGAACGUGUUGGGUCCGCCGGUGGGGGAGGCGCGGGGGGCGGCGCACGCGUGGCGGGGGGCCGCCGUCCGCCUGCACGCCGCCCUGUGCGCCGACCCGCCGCCGCGCCGCGCCGUCUGGACCUGGGGCAGUCUGCGCCUCGACGUGCCCGGGGAACUAGGUCGUUUUAGUUCGCUGGAACCGUCUUCCGAGAACGGCUGCUACCGGUACACGCUGCUCGUGUCCAAUGUGGCGCCGGACGACGCCCGCGCCUACGUGCUGCGCGUCGAGAACGAGCGCGGCUCCUCCACGCACGCCGUGGCGCUCACGGUGCACGAUAAUUUUUCGCUAACAGAGACGUCGCACGCGGCCCCGCUCGCGGCCGCCGCGCUGGUCUCCGCCGCGCUGCUGGUGCUCGUGCUGUGCCUCGUCGUCAGGUGCAGGAGGAGGAGAGAAAGCGUCGAGUACAAGACUGAUGACUUAAAUAGCGAGAAGACCGUGCUCCCAGCGGACGCGGUGUACACGCCGCGCGUCCCUGCGAGCCCCCCCGUCCCCCCGAGCGUGGCCGGUACUCCCCGGGCGCGCUGCAGGUCCGGCGCGCGGCCGUGGUGCUGCAGCCGCCCACCACCGUGUGAUCUGCACAGGCAGCACUUUCGUCGCUGGAAAAACAAGCCAAAGAUAACGUGUACGCGGUACUAGAUCCGCAUAUACAAUACGAAAUAACAAUAAACAAGCUCGGAGAACCGCCGAGACAUUUGUCUCUAUCGAAACCUCUGAAUCACCAAAGAUCGCAGCACGCUUUCGAUCCAAAUAAUGAAACUAAAGAGAUCAACAAUAACGUCUCCGAGACGAGAUUCAGCACGUUUAAACCACAACACAGAAUCAAUACAAGGGACAGACAGAAUAAUAACAAUCAAAUCAGCAAAACAAAUCACGACGUUGAAUAUUCAAAGGAUCCAAAGUUUGGGUUCGAACGAGGGAACAGCUGUGUGGAUAACUUCAAUCCAGACAACGGAACAAGAAAUUCAUAUAAUCGGUCCCGGGAGCGAAACAGCUCAGGACGGAGACCCGUUACGAUCCAAAAGAAUCGCGACUCGUUCGUUAGAGAUUCGAAACGAACGUCCACCCGUAGCUGGAUCUUCGAUACCGCUGAAGACAGAAAAGGGAAAGAAGAGUUCUUUGAUGAACUAGAGAAAGCUGAAAGGAAACACGAUAAGGUCAUGAAUGCGGAAGACUGCCAGCCGCGACCUGGUAAAGUCAAGGAGAUCGCUUCGAAGUUCAACAGGAGUAGCCUAGAGAGCAGACCCUUGGGAUUACAGAAGGAGAGACCGAAGCCGUUACAAAGCUACGGGUACCAAGCUUAUCUGGACCACGUCUUCCCGGAUGCAGUUGAAAUAUGAGAGCAGCAAACAAAGUCAGAUCUCCGCUUAAUCUGCGAUGUUAAAAAUAAUGUACUUAUUAAUAUUUACAAAUCUUUUACCGCUGUACUUAUUUAUUAGUGAUGCAUGCCAUACUCUUGUUCACAUUUAGUAUUAGUGUUGUAGUAGCUCUAGAUCGUUCGCGAGCCGUGUGCGAUGAACGUAAUGUCGGCGAAAAUAUGAAGCCGUCAGCGCAAAAGUGGCCUAACUCACAACUUUUCAAUAUCAUGUUUAUAAUUAUACAUAUUGCAAUUUGUUUAAAAUAUAAUAAAUUUUGAUGCAAAACCCAUAGAUAACACAUGGUUUUGUAAACAUAAUUUUUGCACGUAUUGUUUUUUUGCCUACUCAAAUUCAAAUUCAUGAAAACUUAAACCUCAUUGCUCAAUAAUAACGAUGGUAAGCUUAGACCACUUUUGCGCUGACGGCCUCAUAUAUCGUUGCAUUUAUGCAUUACGUAGAAAAUAGCUUUGGAAUCAUUAGGACUUUUUUACUACGGGCACAUGAAGUUACUGUUACGAUAAAUAAUCAAGUCGUUCAAUGUAUUUCUGGAAAAUUACAUUUUAAAAAUCUUUACUAUUGUAUAUUUUAUUUGUUUAGCACUAGUCUAAUAUGCGUUAGUAAGAACUCGACUGUCGGUCAGUAGAGCAAAGUUAACUACAAACAUUUUUGAAUAUUUUUUUCUAUAUGUAUGUAUUUAAUAAUUAAAAUCUAUCUUUAAAUCUAAUAAAUUAUAAUUCAAAACAAAAAAAUGUAGUUUGUAGGCACCCACUCGAUUGAACACCUAAAAAUAAUUCCACGAACUAUGUCUGUUGCGCAAAAGUUAAUUUUUUUAAGUUUAGUUUUUUGUAUUGUUGAAGAUUUUAACAGUAUUAAAAAAUAAAUAAAAAAGAAAGAACAAAAAAAAAAGAAACCAAUUUUUUUAUCAUUACCAAAA
Bombyx mori (domestic silkworm) is the source of this 3967-nucleotide messenger RNA. RefSeq names its product hemicentin-1. Gene Ontology annotation, molecular function: cell adhesion molecule binding. The transcript has 16 exons. Gene Ontology annotation, cellular component: plasma membrane; cell-cell junction. Bases 362 to 2314 code for a protein of 650 amino acids. NCBI's taxonomy places the organism in Eukaryota, Metazoa, Arthropoda, Insecta, Lepidoptera, Bombycidae. Gene Ontology annotation, biological process: cell-cell adhesion. The record is from RefSeq and is a predicted model, not a curated record.